GGAACAGAAAGAGUAAUAUUACCCAACACUACCCAUCUCACGAACUCGUAUAAAUUGGGCAAAACUCCAAUUUCUAGAAAAAUCGGGCACCAUUGAAAAGCUUUGAACCCAAACUACCGUCAUCGCCGGAAAACUUCGUUAAGUGUUUGAAAAAUGUUCAAGAAGGCCGUCGAAGCGAAGUCAUUGCAAAGAUUAUCAGGCGCUGAUAAGAAAAAGUUGCGAAGAAGCGUCAAAGAAAAGUUCUCCCGAGCUUCUGAUGCUGAUGUUGAUGUCCUUCUUCCUCCUAAGGGGGAGAUCACUUUGGCAAAGUUUCAAAAUCGAGUCCUUGUCUAUGGUGUAGAAGGUGGAUUUCCUAUGUUUUUUGAUGCUGAUGGAAGAGGUUCGGAGUUAUAUCCAACAGUUUAUGCUCUCUGGAAGGUCCCUGACCUCCUUCCUGCUUUCAUGCUAAAGGGGGGAGAGGUCUCUCGAUUUAUAAUUGGAGGGGCGGAUUUGAUGUUCCCUGGUAUUUGUAUACCACCAGAAGGCUUUCCAUCAUUUGUUGCUGGUGAGCCAUGGUCAGUAAAGGUUCCCGGCAAUCCUGCUCCUAUUGCGGUUGGCGCAACUACUAUGAGUAGUGCUGAAGCGCUGAAAGCUGGCCUACGUGGAAAGGCUUUAAGAAUAACACACUAUUAUCAUGAUUAUCUAUGGGAAUCAGUUGAAGGUCGUUUUGUGCCAAAUGCUGGUUUUUUUGAAGAUGCAGUCUUCCCUGAUCCUUCUUUCAUGGCUUCUCAUCUAUGUGAAGGCGAUGGUUCUGUUGAUAAUAAGAGUGACAAUGAAGAAGCAAUGGAUCCGGAUGUUGUGAAUAAUGUUUGCUCUGAACAUGAUCCUGCUUCAUCCUCUCACUUGGAUAAUAAUAAUGAUGAUAUUUCUGAACAAGUUGCUGAAGAGUUGGGUGGCUUGACGACGGUGGAGAAUGAUGCAGUGCAAAGUGAGAACCAGCAAUCCCUGUCGACAAAAGAUGUGGAUGUGCUGUUGGACAGGUGUCUACUGCAAGCUUUGCAUACGACAGUGAAGGAUAAGGAUCUUCCAAUGCCAGGAAGUACUCUAUGGGCAAAUCAUGUUUUACCAUGUAGACCAUCUGGCAUUACUCUUGAUAUCAAAAAGUCGUCUUUCAAGAAGUUGUCAAAAUGGUUGCAAUCUAAAGCGUCUGCUGGAGUGAUUACAGUAAAAGAGGAUAAACAUAAAAAGGAAGUGGUACUUUUUUCUGUCAAUCGGAACCAUGCAGAUUACAAAUCCUUCAAACCUGAAAAAAGGCAACCUGAUAAGGUUGAGGAAAGCAGUGAACAGGCUGCUGCUGACUCUCAAUCACAGAAAUUAUUGGAGAUAGAGGAGGUCUAUAAGCCAAGCAUUCAUGUCAAUGCUAUAUUUACUGCUGUUGGAGCUGAUACUGGAGCAAUUUUUACUGCAUCAGAGGCUGCUAAUGUUGCGUUUGCAUAUGUCGAGAAGGAGAAUCUCGUAAAGCCUACAAACAAAGCAAUGGUGAUAUUAGAUGCUACACUGUGUGAUGCUUUGUUCAAGGGAGCUAUUAAAAAAGGAACAGCGUACCCAACUGAAAUUCAUAAGAAGGAUUUAGUGACAACAUUUUUGAGUCGAAUGCAAGCCCAUCACAAAGUGACCAGAGGAGGUGACUCUGUGAUCAGGAAAGGUGCUGUUAAACCAAUACACAUCUUGACAGAGAGACGACAAGGGAACAAGAAAAUGACUAAGCUAUCUGGUUUUGAAAUUUUUCUGAUGGAUGCUGAAUCAUUGGCAUCAGAGCUGCAGAAAAAGUUUGCAUGCAGUACCACAGUGGCUGAAUUACCUGGUAAGAAAGGACAUGAAGUUCUGGUUCAGGGUGGUGUUAUUGAUCAUCUUGCAAAGCAUUUAAUGGAUCAAUAUGGUGUCCCGAAGAGAUACAUUGAAGUUCUUGAUAAAACCAGGAGGUGAUUGAGGUUGGAGAGGCCAUGGCCUGAAGAAGCCUAUUUUCUUCAAUAAGGAAGCAGUGUGAUUUCUUUUACGUGGGAUAGCUGUGUAUUCCAAAAUGUAUAUCAUCAUUGGAUAAAAACUCAAAAAAAUUUGUUAGGGAUUUGACAAAGUUGAGGUUGUUGGCAUCUUGUGUAUAUUGAUGAGAUAUUUCACUGAAAAAGUUUCUUAUCUUGUGAUCUUGAGGAAAAUUUUAGCAAAAAAUUGUAAGCUGGCACUUUUAAGAAACUCCACCUAGCUCUAAACUGAAGUAGUGAAGUAGUUGCAGUUCAUCUGCCAUGCCUAUUAUGCCUGGAAGUACUAUGCUCUUGUUUCGAGUUGAAUGAACAUUGCUUUUGCAA
This is a messenger RNA of Chenopodium quinoa (quinoa), 2342 nucleotides long. RefSeq names its product eukaryotic translation initiation factor 2D-like. Gene Ontology annotation, molecular function: translation initiation factor activity. The record is from RefSeq and is a predicted model, not a curated record. NCBI's taxonomy places the organism in Eukaryota, Viridiplantae, Streptophyta, Magnoliopsida, Caryophyllales, Amaranthaceae. Gene Ontology annotation, biological process: translational initiation; formation of translation preinitiation complex.